Molecule: messenger RNA, 776 nt
Organism: Cricetulus griseus (Chinese hamster)
Lineage: Eukaryota; Metazoa; Chordata; Mammalia; Rodentia; Cricetidae
Source: RefSeq, a predicted model, not a curated record
ACGAUGGACUCUAGAAGCUACUCCAGCCCUCCAGACAGGCUCUCGGUCUUCUCCGAGUCUGCCCACUUGCCACCAUCCAGGCCCUUCUACUUGGACCCCAUGGUCACUGUCCACCUGUGCCCCGAGACCCCUGUGCCAUCCCCUUACACGGAGGAGCUGCCUCUGCUGCCCUUUUCCAGCGAUACUCUGAUCAUGGACAAUUAUGGGGACCCGUACCCCUUCCCCUUCCCCAUGCCUUAUGUCAACUACAGGCGCUGUGACUACGCCUAUGGACCAGCCUUCAUCCGCAAGAGGAAUGAGCGUGAGAGGCAGCGAGUCAAGUGUGUGAAUGAAGGCUAUGCCCGGCUGCGCCGGCACCUGCCCGAGAACUACCUGGAGAAGCGACUCAGCAAAGUGGAGACCCUCAGAGCUGCCAUCAAGUACAUCAGCUACCUGCAGUCUCUCUUGUACCCAGAUGAGACUGAGGCCGAGAGGAACCCUCGAACCACCAGCUGUGGCCCCCUAGACCCCUCUUUCAGAGUCAUUUGAGUUGGUGCUUUCCAAAAUGGGGUCUCCUACAGCAGCAUCCAGUAGAUUGUCACACACAUGGUUUUGGGGAGGGGACAACAGUAGUCCGACUACCAACCUUCAUUAAAUGUUGCUUACCUGGGUUUCAGAUGUACUGAAGUAUCUCAUGUGGACUGAGAAUCUCAUGCUGGCCUCACCACUCUAAGAACGCCGAGGGUGCAGAGUUUCCAGGGGUCUCUGCACCUCCCACCCCAUUCUUCUUCCAGCCU